CCCUCUUUCCAGCACUUCACGAACAGCAGCCUGCCGAUACACUUCAACCGCCAUCUCGCUUUGCCAUGUCGUCUACAAAGGAUAAGUCCAAGGUCCACAAGCUGUCCUUGAAAGGAUCGUCGAAGCUGGUGGCCGAAUUCUUUGAAUACUCUAUCAACUCGAUUCUCUUUCAGAGAGGCGUGUACCCUCCGGAGGAUUUCACAACCGUCAAGAAAUAUGGCCUCAACAUGCUGGUCACCGCCGACGACCAGGUCAAAGCCUACAUCAAGAAGAUCAUGUCACAAUUGAACAAGUGGAUGAUGGGUGGCAAGAUCUCGAAGCUUGUGGUUGUUGUUACAGACAAGGAGACUGGCGAACACGUGGAAAGAUGGCAAUUCGAUGUGCAAAUCUUCGGAAAGCAGUCCAAGAGCCAGACAUCUCGUGCCUCGGGCGACAAGGAGAACGCUACUCCUGGUGACAAGGACCCCCAGGCCGCUGCCACCGUCGAUAAAACCGAAAAAGAGAUCCAAGACGAAAUCCAGGCCAUCUUCCGUCAAAUCACCGCAUCUGUCACUUUCCUGCCGGUCCUGGACGGUGACUGCACGUUCAACGUCCUUGUAUACGCCGACGCCGACUCAGAAGUCCCGGUGGAAUGGGGCGACAGCGACGCCAAAGAGAUCAAGAACGCGGAGAAGGUGCAGCUCCGAAGCUUCAGCACCAACAACCACCGGGUAGAGACCCUAGUCAGCUACCGUCUUGCGGAUUAGCUGCGUUAAUUCACGGUGUUCACAUGAAGGCGUUACGGACGAGAGGCGGGAUCUGAUUCGGGAGCAUUUCGGGCAUUUCUUCACUAUCAAUGUAUUCUGACAAUUCUUUAGAGCAUUGCUAUCAAUUCAAUGACUAAUGAACUUCAUC
This is a messenger RNA of Aspergillus sclerotioniger CBS 115572, 894 nucleotides long. Its product is annotated as spindle checkpoint protein MAD2. Bases 66 to 746 code for a protein of 226 amino acids. NCBI's taxonomy places the organism in Eukaryota, Fungi, Ascomycota, Eurotiomycetes, Eurotiales, Aspergillaceae. The transcript has 8 exons. Gene Ontology annotation, biological process: mitotic spindle assembly checkpoint signaling. Gene Ontology annotation, cellular component: nucleoplasm; kinetochore; cytoplasm. The record is from RefSeq and is a predicted model, not a curated record.